AUGAAGUCUUAUCGGUCGAUACCAAUGAAAAUAUCAGCCAAGCGGUGGAUAAAAGCAGGGUUCUGGAGUUCAGCCACUAUCGCAACAGGAUAUACCCUUAUGAUUUAUACAACACCAAAUAAAGAAGAAAGUCUUUCACCAGCACUUAAGUCAAUAUAUGAUAAAAAUAUUGAGAAAAGAUAUUCAAGUGAAAUGAUUGAAUAUAUAAAGAAGAAUUCAUGUUCUGGAAAGUCUGGUAUGUUGAAUCAUAAUAGUCAUGAAAAUCCAUUAGCUAGAAGUAAAUGUAAUAGAGAGUAG
Messenger RNA from Pneumocystis carinii B80, 297 nucleotides. RefSeq lists its product as hypothetical. The coding region runs from base 1 to 297 and encodes 98 amino acids. The transcript has 3 exons. NCBI's taxonomy places the organism in Eukaryota, Fungi, Ascomycota, Pneumocystomycetes, Pneumocystales, Pneumocystaceae. The record is from RefSeq and is a predicted model, not a curated record.